AUGGCUACUGCUAAUAACUGCCGCUCUGUUCUUAUCACAGGAUGCUCUCCCGGGGGAAUCGGAAACUCACUCGCGCGGGAAUUUCACCGAAACGGACUACGCGUGUUUGCGACGGCACGGGAUGCGAAAACAAUUGAAGAACUGGCGACAUUGGGAAUCGAUACCCUGAGUCUUGUGGUUGAUGAUGAGGAUAGUGUGCGAUCAUGCUAUGCGGAGGUGGAGCAAAGGCUUGGAGAGAAAGGACUGGAUUAUUUGGUGAACAAUGCAGGUCGGAACUAUACAGUUCCUGCUAUGGAAGCAGAUCUGCCCGAAGCUCGUCGGACUUUUGAGACCAACUUCUUUUCUGUUAUUCACAUGUGUAAGACUUUCUUGCCGCUCCUUAUCAAAGCCAAAGGGACUAUUGUGCAAGUUGGAUCUGUUGCGGGAAUCAUUCCCUAUGUGUUUGGGUCCGUUUACAAUGCUUCGAAGGCAGCUCUACACUCAUGGAGUGAUUCUCUGCGUGUUGAAUUGGCGCCAUUUGGAGUUAAUGUCACCACUGUCGUGACCGGUGGCGUACAAUCUCGCAUUGCUCGGACAGACCGCACCCUCCAGCCAAACUCACUAUACGCCCCCAUUGAAGACCAAUAUCUACGUCGCGUAAAACACAGCCAAGAUGGCGCUAUGCCGCAUGAUGCAUAUGCACGGAGCGUGGUGGCGCAGGUUCUAUACGGGUCCGCACCAUGGCGAUGGUUAUGGCCAUGGGCACAGGGCCGAAAGAGCUGGAUCUGGGAAGGCAACAAGAGUUGGCUGAUCUGGUUGUUGGUUGGGGGUUGGGCAUGGUCAGGAGUAUUUGACCGGAUGAUGACCGGGAUGUUCAAACUUUCCCGAUUGAGGAGGUAA
Aspergillus ruber CBS 135680 is the source of this 879-nucleotide messenger RNA. Its product is annotated as SDR family oxidoreductase. The record is from RefSeq and is a predicted model, not a curated record. The transcript is spliced from 6 exons. NCBI's taxonomy places the organism in Eukaryota, Fungi, Ascomycota, Eurotiomycetes, Eurotiales, Aspergillaceae. Gene Ontology annotation, cellular component: lipid droplet; endoplasmic reticulum. Gene Ontology annotation, molecular function: acylglycerone-phosphate reductase (NADP+) activity; triacylglycerol lipase activity. The coding region runs from base 1 to 879 and encodes 292 amino acids. Gene Ontology annotation, biological process: phosphatidic acid biosynthetic process; triglyceride catabolic process.